This is a messenger RNA of Chiloscyllium plagiosum (whitespotted bambooshark), 3105 nucleotides long. RefSeq names its product elongator acetyltransferase complex subunit 3 (gene elp3). The record is from RefSeq and is a predicted model, not a curated record. Gene Ontology annotation, biological process: tRNA wobble base 5-methoxycarbonylmethyl-2-thiouridinylation. Gene Ontology annotation, cellular component: elongator holoenzyme complex; cytoplasm; nucleus. Gene Ontology annotation, molecular function: iron-sulfur cluster binding; acyltransferase activity, transferring groups other than amino-acyl groups. NCBI's taxonomy places the organism in Eukaryota, Metazoa, Chordata, Chondrichthyes, Orectolobiformes, Hemiscylliidae.
CGUUUUGCGACACUCUGUCGUUGAUUUCACGUCAGUGCCGUGCAGUGAGCUCCUGACUUCCGGCAGCUGCUUAAAUAUUGAAGCAUGGGGAAGCCGCGUAAGAAAGUGGAGUUCAGCCAUGCUGAGCGGAUGAUGAUGACAAUUGCCGAUGUCCUCAAGCAGCUGAUUGAAGCUCAUGAACAGGGGAAGGAUGUUAACCUUAACAAAGUGAAAACAAAAACUUCAUCCAAGUAUGGACUGACUUCACAACCUCGUCUUGUGGACAUCAUUGCAGCUGUGCCCCCUCAGUACAAAAAAGUGCUAAUACCAAAACUGAAAGCAAAACCCAUCCGGACAGCCAGUGGGAUUGCAGUGGUUGCAGUGAUGUGUAAACCACACCGAUGCCCUCACAUCACCUUCACAGGAAACAUUUGUGUAUACUGCCCUGGGGGUCCAGAUUCAGACUUUGAAUAUUCAACUCAAUCUUACACAGGGUAUGAGCCAACCUCUAUGAGAGCCAUACGUGCAAGAUAUGACCCCUACUUACAAACAAGACACCGCGUGGAGCAGUUGAAACAGUUGGGACACAGUGUGGACAAGGUUGAGUUCAUUGUGAUGGGUGGGACUUUUAUGGCACUACCAGAAGAAUACAGGGAUUACUUCAUCCGUAACCUGCAUGACGCUCUCUCUGGUCACACUUCCAAUAAUGUGGCAGAGGCUGUCAAGUACUCUGAGCGCAGCAAUACCAAGUGUGUUGGCAUCACCAUUGAGACCAGACCAGACUACUGCCUGAAGCGCCAUCUCAGUGACAUGCUGCAAUAUGGCUGUACACGCCUGGAGAUUGGGGUACAGAGUGUCUAUGAGGAUGUAGCCAGAGAUACUAACAGGGGUCACACAGUCAGGGCUGUGUGUGAGUCAUUCCAGCUGGCAAAGGAUGCUGGCUUUAAAGUUGUGGCACACAUGAUGCCUGACCUUCCUAAUGUUGGCCUGGAGAGAGACAUCGAACAGUUCAUUGAGUUCUUUGAGAACCCAGCAUUCCGCCCUGAUGGUAUGAAGCUGUAUCCUACACUGGUGAUCCGUGGCACUGGACUUUAUGAGCUCUGGAAAACUGGCAGAUACAAGAGUUAUUCACCCAGCACACUUGUGGAUUUGGUGGCUCGGAUCCUUGCACUCGUUCCUUCAUGGACACGGGUGUACCGUGUUCAGAGAGACAUCCCAAUGCCCCUGGUCAGCUCUGGAGUGGAGCAUGGGAACCUAAGAGAACUAGCCUUAGCCAGGAUGAAAGAUUGGGGAACUGAGUGUCGCGAUGUGCGAACGAGAGAGGUUGGAAUCCAGGAAAUUCAUCACAAAGUGCGACCAUAUCAGGUAGAAUUGGUGAGAAGAGAUUAUGUUGCAAGUGGUGGCUGGGAAACAUUCUUGUCCUAUGAAGAUCCCGAACAGGACAUUCUAAUCGGACUACUUCGCCUGCGGAAAUGCUCUGAGGAAACGUUUAGAACAGAGCUGAAGGGAGGAGUGUCUAUUGUGCGAGAACUCCAUGUAUAUGGCAGUGUAGUGCCUGUCAGCGCGAGGGAUCCAUCCAAAUUCCAACAUCAGGGUUUUGGAAUGCUUUUAAUGGAAGAGGCAGAACGGAUUGCUCGAGAAGAACACGGAUCAUCCAAAAUAGCUGUUAUUUCAGGUGUUGGUACAAGGAACUACUACAGGAAGAUUGGUUAUGAAUUGGAAGGACCGUAUAUGGUCAAACGUUUGGACUGAGCUCGUUCAUUUUCCAGCAAUUGUUGAGCAGGGUGCUGUUUGAAAAUCCUGACCACUGCAAGCUGUGCUUUUAAAAAUGAUUUUGCUUUGUUGAACCACCCAAUCAGCAAAAUCAUAGAUUCAUUAUGCUAGUUUUGACAAACUAUGUGGCUUGUCUGGAUUGAAAAUGGCAAUUGAUUGUCAGGUCCAACAUGACCUCAGUCACAUAAGGAUUGUGAGCAGGCUUCCCCUCUGUUACAACAAUAGACUAUCCUUGUUAUACACGUGUGGAUCCAGCCAAAGGAGGAUUUUAUAUUGUCACACAAGACAAUGAUGGAUACAGGUGGUUAUUUGGCUCCCCACUGAAAUAUCGAAUUACUUAUUGAUUCAUAGAUUUUGCUUUCCUCUUCCCAUAUUUCUUCUGUUCUUCAAGGUUGAAAGGCACCUGGCUCUCCAUACACAGGACUCUGACAGAUUGGGUUGUUGGGACUGAGCACUCGUUCCAGCUGUUGAAGUUGUUCAACAGCAGGUGGUUUUAGGAAAUGGAGUUUACAAUAUUUACAGGUUAAUUGGUCAGUCAUUGGUAAAGGUCCAUUGAGAUGGUGGUGCAAAAGUAACCAUUACAAUUUAACUGAUGAAUGUUUGAAAUAUUAAAUACAUUUUAACAUUAUCAUUUACUUGAUUAAAAAGGGGUGAAUUAUUUUUGUAAUGAGUUCAACAAAUCUUGACAUUAUGGUAAAGGAUGUUUAUUUCAAAGGGUUAAUUUCUUUAUCUCAGUUGUAGUAUUUGUAGGAUUGCUUCACCAUUGUGGUAGAAAAAUUGUUGGACUAAAGUUAUGUGAAAUACAGAAGAGAAAUUGCCUAGAACAGCAUGACAUCCCUUCCCACGCCAUCAGGACAAUCUCCUCCACUGAAAGGAUUCUAAAACCUAAAAACACUACCAUCUGAUCACUGCCUUCUCCUCCCUGUCAUCUCUUCCUCCUCUUCUCCCCCACCCCCCUGAAAAAAAAUUGUUUCCCUGACAAAGACCACCCUAAAUCUCACCACUUCCACUCCUCACCCGAGCCCUGUAGCAACUGUAGAAUUGAUCUGCUGAAGUCUUGCCUACAAAUUCAGAUAGGCUCACUCAUUGACUUUGCUUAUGUGGAAAGUCAAAUGCAACAGCAGGCUGUUACAAAUGAAACUACUCUCAAACGAUUUAACAGCUGUGAGUGCUGCCAAUCUUUGCAACAAAUCACAUGGAAGCACAUUUUGGGGAAAAAAAUGUCAUGGACUUCUCAGAUUGAAAGAUCAUCCAGUGCAGUUCAGCUGCAAAAAUUAGACAUUGCUGAGUUACAUAUUUUGAAAUUCUGAAAAUCUUUUGCAUACUUAAUUCAAUAAAGUGGGAACUUUUAAA